AUGGACGGAGAGGGCACUUUGUGGUUCAGCUUGAAUGAUGCCACAGGUCGGUAUAUGCACCGGCAAAUGAGGGAGCCCGUCACGACAUACGAGGAGCUCCUGCACAUCAUCAAGAGGCUCCACAGUGGGCAAGAGAAGGAUGCUGACAGACUAGCGCUGACACAAUUGAAAGAGCUGAAAGAAAGACUCUCCAAAGGAGAGACAGAGCUUCAGUCAAUGUCUCAGCGCCUGAAUUCCUGCCUGGCACAACAGGAAAUGCAGACCCCAGAUGCCAAGCUGGCUUCAAACGAGGCAGUCGCGGGGCAAAUGCGCCAGGAGAUAGAGCCCAGCGCAGAAAAGGAGCUAAGAAAUGAGCUAAGAGAAGGCGGAAGCGCGACGUAUUGGUUGGCCUCGGUUACUGUGGCGUUUGCCCUUCCUUGGGUGCUGAUGGCGUGUUGGCGCAGACGGGGCACUCCUGCCUUGGACCCGCCUGACUUGGGUGCCGUCUCUGCCAACUGCGGUCAUUGCCACUGUCAGGAGUAUGGCUCAGAGCGCUUGUGCAACGAACAGGUCUCAGCGAAUCCUGAAGCCAAACUCAAUUCUCCCGAGCGGAAACUGUGUCAGGAAGCUGACCAGCCUUUUUCUCAUCGCAUCGAAGCGGAGCUGAGGGGAGGCAGACGGACCCAGCGAGUAAUCAUCCAGUGCCCUGGAGUUUGUGAGUCUGACAUCAACAUCAAGGUGUUGUUUAACGGGGCUGAGGUGCGCAUAGCACAGUCUGGCCAGUCUGGCCAGUCUGGUCCAGACGGCUUGCUUGCAGAGUGGGUGCAUCGCUUCGUUAUUCCAGCUGACGAAGGGCUUUUUGCCUUCGUCGACGCGCAAACUCGAUUGCACCGAGGCUCACUGCAACUGUUUUUUCAAGAGCAGGACUUCGUGCCGCGCACUUUCCGGUUCCCGGAGCAUUUUGACAUGGCGUCUGACUCUGGCGAUGAGAAUGAGAUUGAAGCUUACUGA
This is a messenger RNA of Effrenium voratum, 990 nucleotides long. Lineage: Eukaryota; Dinophyceae; Suessiales; Symbiodiniaceae. The record is from the annotation of a GenBank genome assembly.